Molecule: messenger RNA, 1227 nt
Organism: Trichophyton benhamiae CBS 112371
Lineage: Eukaryota; Fungi; Ascomycota; Eurotiomycetes; Onygenales; Arthrodermataceae
Exons: 2
Coding region: 1-1227 (408 amino acids)
Biological process (GO): peptidyl-threonine phosphorylation; peptidyl-serine phosphorylation; positive regulation of DNA-templated transcription
Cellular component (GO): nucleus
Molecular function (GO): protein serine/threonine kinase activity; ATP binding; transcription coactivator activity
Source: RefSeq, a predicted model, not a curated record
AUGACUCCACAAGACAUGAAUAUACCCCCGCAAAGCGGUGACAUCCCGGAUGAUGGUGAUUCUGACAUGGGCGACUUUGUGACUACGGAGGAAGAAGAGGGUGAUAUCGAAUACUACUGCGAGGACAGUUCUAGAUAUGACAGUGAGGCGUCAAGAGCCUUCUAUCCAAUCUGCAUAGGAGAAACCCUCAAUGACAGGUACCGCAUCGACCAUAAACUCGGACAUGGUGGCUUCGCUACCGUCUGGCUAGCUUACGACCUUGAAAAGAAGACAGACGUGGCUCUUAAAGUCACCGACUCGAGUCAGAUAGGCAAACAUGAAGCUCAGAUACACGAAGAGAUCAUUCGACGUGUCAAGGACACUUCCCAUAUUCUCACUUACCUGAGGACCUUUUCGCUCCAAGGCGAAGCGUCCAAUCACCACCAAGUUCUGGUAUUCCCCUGGGUCGGCGAAUGUCUCACCUUUCCGAAGCUCGAGAAACUAUCAAUGGCUUCACGGAUGUUAGCUGCUAGGCAAAUGCUUGAGGCUCUUGAUAAUCUACAUAGGGCUGGGAUUGUACAUCGGGAUGUGACAGGUUACAACUGCUUCCAAGGCAUUGCUCCGAUGAAAAAUCAUACGAAGAAGUACAAAUAUGAACUACUUGGUCGCCCUCUUAAGCUACAGUUCGAGAUAUGGAAAUCAGCUCAGCAAGUCAUACCAUUAAAGGUUCCGGUGGAAUUACAGCAAGACACAUUUUACCUUGGAGACUAUAGCCUCGCCAUCAAUGUCGGUGAACAGGUAACCCGCGAGCGAGAAGGCCGGCCACCCAUGAGAUAUUGCUCUCCAGAACGGCUUCAUGGCUUCCCACCCAGCACGGCCUGCGACAUGUGGAGUUACAUGUGUGUACUCUCGGAAUUCUAUUUGGGUUUUCCCAUUAUCAGGAAUACUUUCGGGGGUGAUAUCAUUCCAAGUAUGGUUGAAAGCCUUGGUCCACUCCCCGCUGAGUGGAAGGGGAGUCUUUUCUGGGAAUAUAAAGACCAUUGGUAUGAUCAGGAUACAAAACCAAGUCCUCAAGGCGCCUUCGAAAUCCAAAUAAAACGGUUGCGCCCCGACAUUGAUCAAGCCGAGCUUGAAGUUGCCUCUUCAUUGUUCCGCCGGGGAUUCUGCUUGGAACCAGAGAAACGUCCAACUGCAGCUGAGCUUCUGCAGGAUCCCUUAUUCAAGGCUCUGAUGGACAGAUAUACUUGA